GUAAUUUUCAAACACAAAAUUGAUAAAAACUAAUGUAACGAUAAGAAGAAUCUUCAUAUGCUAAUCAACAGAUUGUUUAUUUAAUGGAAUAAUAUUUUUAAAAUUGCAAAGAAGCAAUAUAGCAAUAAGAAUAUAAUGGUGUCAGAGCGACUAUUACAAUUAUCACAACCAUUAGAACGACGCCUAAACGUAAAAUAUGAUCAAUUAAAAAUGAGACUUGAUUCACCAAGAGUUAGUAAUUAUAGCAGUAAACCGUCAUCAUUGUUUUAUGAUCGUUUGAUGACCUUAGCUGAACCCCGAUAUCGAUGUAAAAAAUAUGUUAACCCUGAAAUCGAAUAUAUUAGUAACAAAACAAAUAUAAACAGUUGCAAGAAAUUUGCUGAUAACCGUGUAUAUUAUAACGCAUGUUCAUCUUCAUCAGCAACUGAAGUCACCAACAUGAGACAUUUCAAUAAAAUAAUAAAAAAUCGAAAUAAACGUGAGAAAAAUUUGAUAAAACUGCAUAUGAAGACACCAAAAAUGAAAGAAUCUGAUCAAGUUACACGAAUGAAUCGUAAAACUUACGUGGCGAUUGAUUCAAAUGAAGAAAAAAAACCUAAACAGAUUGCUGAAGAACGUUUAGUGAAUUUGGCUACACCACGCUAUCGUCGAGAAAAAUUCAUUGAUUCAAACGCACAGUAUGAUGUAAAUUAUCAUUCUUCACAAUUAAUGAAAAAAUUAUCCCAAAUGAAUAAACAAGCGGCGUCAUCAUCAUUGUCUUCUCAAUAUAGAACAAACAACGAAGUGCUUCAACUUGCAGAAGAUAUUAGAAAAUAUAAAAACGAUGUAAUAACGGAAAUGAUAAUACCGAAAUAUUUAAGAAAACAACCUCAAAUUGAUGACGAUUUUAGGAAAGUGAGCAAAUUAUUAAAUAAAAAAAGUGUUAGCAAUGAAUAUAAUGAUGAUGAUAUUUUUAAUAGAUCAUUUAUUAGGACUCAAUCUGAAUUACGUUUUUUAAGAAAGCAAAUUAUAUUAAGCCGUAAAUUCAAAACAAGAGUUUCACCAAUCAAAAAAUUUCCGACAACAAUAUUGUGGCAUUUUACAAAAUCAAAAAAGAAACGUGGAACGUACUCAAAGAAAUUAUCUAAAAUUAAUACGAAUACCAAUUAUUCUGAAACAUGUGACGGUGAGAAAAAUUCCGAACAGCCUGAAAUAUGUGGCGGCGUAAAGAAUUACGAAAAAACUGAAACAUUUAACGCUGAGAAGGAAUAA
This is a messenger RNA of Chrysoperla carnea, 1251 nucleotides long. RefSeq lists its product as uncharacterized. NCBI's taxonomy places the organism in Eukaryota, Metazoa, Arthropoda, Insecta, Neuroptera, Chrysopidae. The record is from RefSeq and is a predicted model, not a curated record. Bases 136 to 1251 code for a protein of 371 amino acids. The transcript has 5 exons.